AUGUCUCAGAUUCUUCAUCAAUUCCAAAUCUCACCUUCUUCUUCAUUUGCUCCUCCUCCUAUUACCGUGAAUCAAUCAUCAUCUUCCGGUAAUAAUAAUCGAAUAAGCCCAAUCGUUCUGUUCAUCAUCGUUCUCUUGUCGGUCAUCUUCUUCAUCUGUAGCAUUCUACAUUUAGUGGUCAGAUAUUACUUGAAGAAGAAAAGAUCGAGUCUUUCUUCAUCACCGACUCAAUCUGAUCGAAACCCAGAAUUUUCCGACUCGGAAACUUACCAAAGACAGCUUCAACAGCUGUUUCAUCUCCACGAUUCAGGUCUAGAUCAAGCUUUAAUCGAUGCCCUUCCCGUCUUUCUCUACAAGGAAAUCAAAGGCUUGAAAGAGCCUUUCGAUUGCGCAGUAUGUCUCUGUGAAUUCUCCGAGGAAGAUAAGCUUAGAUUGCUUCCGAUUUGUAGUCACGCUUUCCACAUCGAUUGUAUCGACACAUGGCUUCUCUCAAACUCCACAUGUCCGCUUUGUAGAGGAACCCUUUUCUCUAUAGGUCACCAAUUCGAAAACCCGGAUUUCAAUUUCGGGUUUUUCGCCACCGCCGGAGAAGAUGGAGCUAGGGUUUCUCCGGUGCAGAAACCGGCGGAGAAUGAUAUAAGGAGUGGGAAGAGAGUGUUUUCAGUGAGGCUUGGCAAGUUUAGAAGCACCAAUGUUAAUGUUGGUGAAGGAGGAUUAGGAGAGAGUAGUGGUUGUGUGAGUUCAAUGAAUAGUAAUCUUGAUAACAGAAGAUGUUUCUCAAUGGGGUCUUAUCAGUACAUAGUGGCUGAAUCAGAUCUGGUGGUGGCUUUGUGUCCUAAUAAGAAUGUGAAAGAAGGAGAGAGUAAUGUUGAAGGGAAGAAGAUUAACAUGAGGAGUAAAGGUGAGAGCUUUUCUGUGUCAAAGAUUUGGCAAUGGUCUAAUAAAAGAUCAAAGUUUCCAAAUCCCAAUCUGGUUGGUUCUUCUUCUUAUGCUUGUUCUGCUGCAUCUGGUACUGCUACUGGACUUCCAUUGAAUGGAAGGAGAUUUCAGGGUCCAUGA
Molecule: messenger RNA, 1059 nt
Organism: Arabis nemorensis
Lineage: Eukaryota; Viridiplantae; Streptophyta; Magnoliopsida; Brassicales; Brassicaceae
Source: the annotation of a GenBank genome assembly